Molecule: messenger RNA, 1221 nt
Organism: Phytophthora nicotianae INRA-310
Lineage: Eukaryota; Oomycota; Peronosporomycetes; Peronosporales; Peronosporaceae
Exons: 2
Coding region: 1-1221 (406 amino acids)
Source: RefSeq, a predicted model, not a curated record
AUGAGUGACGCAGAGAGGGCUCGACUGCGUAGAGCUAACAUGAGUUCUUCCCAGCGUGAGCGCACUCGGCUGAAGAAUGCAGAGAGACAGCGGUUACGCAGGACCCAGAGAAAAGCUGAAGAAGUGGAAGGUGAUCGUGAAAGAAAUCGCCUAUCGCAUCAGGCCCAGCGAUCGCUGCGCACCCAGGUUACCCGAGAGCAUGAGUGUGAACAGCAGGUCUCUAGACUAUCUCUGCAAACCGAGGCGGAUUGUGCGGCUUUACGAGAAAGAGACACUGAAGCCCGAGCCCUUCGGCGCUCCCAGCAGACAAAGGACGAGCGCACGGAGGAGCGUGAAGCGAAUGCUGUGGUUCAGGCUACGCGACGCUCCCAGCAGACUGACGACGAGCGUCACGUAGAGCGUGACGCCGACCGAGAACGUCAUACCAACGCUAGGGAACAGCAGUCCGAUGAGAGCCGCGACGCACAGCGAGAACGCGAUCGAGAGCGACGCGAGAUUAGAAGGGCGCUGCAAACGGAGGGAGAACGCGAAGAAGAACGCGAGCGCGUUCGUGAACCCCGUCGAACCACCCGCCACCGCGACGUACUUGCGAACCACGAAGAUUUCCGCCCGUCAAUGGUCACAGGUCCGAAUGUUGAUGAAGAGAACAGACGCCACCGUCCUUCUCCCACUACGGUGUGUGCCCACUGCAACGCGUGGAAGUGGCCUGGUGAAAGCAAGGUGGGUUGUUGUCUCGAGGGAAAAGUCAGACUAUCAUCUCUGGCUCCUGCGCCAGCAAAACUUCCUCAGCUUUAUGGAGACCCUGAGUUUCGAAAGCACGAACAAGCACUUCCUCCAUCAGAUUGGGAAGAAGGUCAUCCUGCCGUCUUCGCACCCGGAAGUCCGCGUCAGAUGUACCAAUCGUACCAAGACUCCAUGGCUAUCGUUAGGGAAUACGGCAAGCCUGACAUCUUUGAUACGAUGACUUGCAACCCCACGUGGGAAGAGAUCAAGGAGAAGAUUACUGAUCCAAACCAGACUGCCCAAGAUCGCCCAGAUAUCGUCGCGAGAGUAUGGCAGCAGAAGUUGGUUGCUCAUCUAAAAGACCUGGAUGAGAGUGUGCUUGGACGGGUUGCUGCUCGGAUUUACGUUGUGGAGUUUCAGAAACGUGGUCUUCAACAUGCUCACAUCUUAGUCAUUUUGGCUGACGAGGACAAACCCCCGCACGCGACAGAUCAUUGA